AUGAUAAAAGCAGUUUUGAUUAUUUUAACGGUGGCCGUUUGUUGUGACUGUUUGGAAGAAUUGGUAGAAGAUGCUAGAGCUAAGAAGAAAAAGAGUCCCGCUAAGUUAAUCGGCAUGAUCCUCUUAUUCGUGCUAUCAAAAGUGGCGAUCUUCAAGGCCGUCUCAGUGUUCUUGAUGAUGACCCUUUUCCAGAAAUUAUUUACGGUAGCUGGAGUAUUCCUUCAACAUUAUAUGAAGGAGAAACCAGCGCCGAUAUACGGUGCACCACAGUAUGACACAGUUGGAUAUAGCUACGGAGCACCAGAUGACAUUAUGAAGACAGGAUAUCCUAGCAGCGAUAUGACGAGCUCUUUUGACUGGCUAUUGACUAAGAAUAAAUGA
This is a messenger RNA of Leptosia nina, 381 nucleotides long. Lineage: Eukaryota; Metazoa; Arthropoda; Insecta; Lepidoptera; Pieridae. The record is from the annotation of a GenBank genome assembly.